This is a messenger RNA of Blepharisma stoltei, 863 nucleotides long. Lineage: Eukaryota; Ciliophora; Heterotrichea; Heterotrichida; Blepharismidae. The record is from the annotation of a GenBank genome assembly.
AUGAAUCAAGUUGUGCAAGUGAAACCCAAAGGAGUUAUGGGUAAAUCAGCAAGCAUUUAUAGAAUAAUAUUUUCUAUCGUUUUUAACCUCGCUUUUGUAUACAGUGAGUUGGAAGAAUUUCUUAGCUGGCUUGAUUUGACCAGACAUAAGUAAGUAUCUGAUGAAUUCGCAUUCAUCAAUUAGCAUGAAUACACUUAGCUAAUAAAAUUUAGGUAAUUAAUAAUUCAGUAUAGAACUAAUGAAUUAAAUAAUAAAAUUAUCAUGACUCCUAAGAAUGUAAAAGAAAUAAAAUGCUCUUUUAAUAGUUUAAGUGGACUUUAUAUUUAAUUAUGGAAAAUUUUUUUAGAUGGUGCCAUUCUUAAAUUUUUAUGGACUUUAAAAAAUAAAAAAUUUUUAACAGCUUAUUUGGCAAAAAUAUGAGGAUAAGAAAUUUUGACAACCGACUAUAUUUUAUUUAGGUGAUUGCAGUCGCAAUUGUUCUGGGAGCUGAUGAUGGCUCUUGUGAUAAGCCGAUAAGGUAAAUUUCACAUAGGAGAUAUCUUAUUAUCUGGGUAGUCGUCAACGGCGCUCGUAUACCUAUUUUUGUGCUUGCCUGAACCCCACAAAUAAAUAGAAAUAUCAGAGACACCUUAGUUUGCGUAAUUUUUGUACCUGGAGAAUGCUUCAAUUUUACGUUGAUGAUUGUUGGGAGUGUGUGGGAGUUUACAAGCGAUAGUUGCUAUGAUGAAUUUUACAAUGGUUGGGCUAUGACUUUGGCAGUUUUGAUUUUCGAGUAUGUUAAGAUUGGUUUAGCUUGCCUUGUGGUAUGUGGUGUUAGAGUCUUUACUGGAGGGUCAUUUCUAGAACUUUUUAAGAAAGGCUAG